Molecule: messenger RNA, 692 nt
Organism: Rhizophagus irregularis DAOM 181602=DAOM 197198
Lineage: Eukaryota; Fungi; Glomeromycota; Glomeromycetes; Glomerales; Glomeraceae
Biological process (GO): phospholipid transport
Cellular component (GO): mitochondrial intermembrane space
Molecular function (GO): phosphatidic acid transfer activity
Source: RefSeq, a predicted model, not a curated record
CUCUUGAAAUCUCUCAUUUACAGUUUUUUGAAAAAAUUUUUUAUUAAAACAUUUAUUAAAGUAUUAUAAGGAAUAAUAAUUUUAUACAACUAUAAUUCUCAACUCUAAUUCUCAACAAUGGUAAAGUUUUUUCAGCAUACAUUCAAAUACGAAUAUAAUUGGGAUUGCGUAACAUUAGCUUUUUGGUUACGCUACCCAAAUCCUUUUGCUUCGCACGUUGAAAGCGUUGACGUGAUUGAUAGGUACAUUGAUCCUAAUACGGGUGUAUUAAGAACAACAAGAUUGAUAUUGAAACGUGGCGUUAUACCAAAGUGGGGAAGAGGGCUAAUUAAGAAUUCUGAAGCAUGCAUUAUUGAAGAGUCUAUGGUUAAUCCCAAGAAUAAAACGAUGAUUACUCUGACAAAAAAUAUAACUCACGCUAGAGCGAUGCAAGUUGAAGAAUGGCAAACAUAUCGAGUAGAUCCUAAUAAUCGUGAAUAUACUCAAGUUAAAACCGAAGCCAAAAUUAUUAGCAACUUUGGAUGGGGAUUGACGGAUCGGGUUGAACUUCUUGGGAUUAAAAAAUUUACUGAUAACACUAUGAAGAGUCGAAAGGGUAUGUCACAUGUUUUAGAAAUGAUUCGAGAGAAACGUGGUAGAGGAUUCAUGACCAGCUAACUUGCACUAGUUUAAUCAAAAAAAAAAAAAAAAUU